This is a messenger RNA of Acanthisitta chloris (rifleman), 5024 nucleotides long. Its product is annotated as sal-like protein 4. Lineage: Eukaryota; Metazoa; Chordata; Aves; Passeriformes; Acanthisittidae. Gene Ontology annotation, cellular component: nucleus. Gene Ontology annotation, molecular function: DNA-binding transcription factor activity, RNA polymerase II-specific; RNA polymerase II cis-regulatory region sequence-specific DNA binding. The record is from RefSeq and is a predicted model, not a curated record. Gene Ontology annotation, biological process: regulation of transcription by RNA polymerase II.
CACAAGACGUCCCAGGUGAUAGAGAUGGUGAGAUGAGUUCCAAAAGGUGCCGCACGGAGGAAACUAAAAUCUGUGAGAAAUGCUGUGCAGAAUUCUUUGUUCUCUCUGAAUUCCUUGAGCAUAAGAAAAAUUGCACUAAAAAUCCGCCUGUUCUAAUCAUGAAUGACAGUGAGGGAACAGUCCCCCCCGAGACCUUCUCCGAGGCUUCUCUGGGGACCUUCCCAAGCGACCGAAUGGACAGCAGGACACGCAAGGACGUUCAGGCAAAGGGCUGCACUGGUUCUGUGGAAAAGAGAGAAGGAAAAAUGGAUGCAGAAGCAGUAGGAGGAAUGUACCUCAAAAUAGAACCCCCUGUGACACCUGCGGCCCCUCCCGGACUAAGCUAUCUACCAAAACCCAAAGUACCAAACACUAAUGUGACUUUGCAGACGAUACGUGGCACGAAAGUGGCUGUGAACCAGCGAACCUCGGAUGCCAUCUCUUCCUCGGCAGCCACUUUCAAUGCCAUCCCCAUGAUCCUGGAGCAGCUCGUGUGUCUGCAGCAGCAGCAGCUGCAGCAGAUCCAGCUGACGGAGCAGAUCCGCAUUCAGAUCGCCAUGAUGGCUCCCCACGCCCUCCAUCCUUCCAUCGCUGCUGCUGCUGACCCGCUCAAAGCUCUGGGCGCCCACAUGUCCCAGCAGCUCUCGGCCGCCGUGGCUUUGAUCGGACAGAAAGCUGGAAGCCAGAGCCUAUCCCUGGAAUCCUUGAAGCAAGGAAAACUACCUCAUGCUAACACUGGCAUUGCAGCCGCCAGCUCGCUGGCUGCUGGGCUCUCCUCCUCCUUCCCCCUGAAGCCAGAGGUGAGCCGGAGCCUCCCUGGCGCCAUGACUCAAUUCCCAAAUCCUUUGCUACCUCAGACCUCCAACUCCGUCAUCUUCCAAAAUCCACUCGCAGCCGUUUCCUCUGUGAUGGAUUCCUCCAAGAAGGGGAAGGGGAAACCUCCCAACAUCAGCGUGGCUGAAAGCAAACCGAGCGCGGAAGAGCCGUUCUUCAAACACAAGUGCAAGUUCUGUGGGAAGGUCUUCGGCAACGACAGCGCUCUGCAGAUCCACCUGCGCUCCCACACCGGGGAGAGGCCCUACAAGUGUAACAUCUGUGGGAAUCGCUUCACGACCAAAGGAAACCUCAAAGUGCAUUUCCAGCGUCACAAAGACAAGUACCCCCACAUAAAGAUGAAUCCUUACCCAGUUCCCGAGCACCUGGACAAUGUUCCCACUAGCACUGGAAUCCCCUACGGGAUGUCUGUGCCGCUGGAUGAGUCUAACCUAAUUGUGGAUAGCAAACCUCUCCUAACAACUCUGCCUACCUCUGUGGCCACGGGUGCAUCUCAGACCAUCUCCAGCCUGGCUGGCAUUAAGGAGUCUCUGCCUGGUACAUUCUCAAGUGAUCUGCAGCCAAGGCCAUCUCCAGAAAGCGAGGGUGGCUCCUCCUCAUCGGGGGCGGUCGGUCACGAGUCAGGAACGGAGCAGAGCUUGAGCUCACCACAAGCUGCCUGCAGCGUGAGCAUCUUCCACGUAAGUGGGUCAAACGAGCAAGGCUCGGAGACGUCGAAGCUCCAGCAGCUGGUUGAAAAUAUCGACAAAUCCACUGCUGACCCCAACGAGUGCCUGAUCUGCCACAGAGUGCUGAGCUGCCAGAGUUCUCUCAAAAUGCAUUACCGCACUCACACCGGAGAGAGGCCGUUCAAGUGUAAAAUCUGUGGCCGUGCCUUCUCCACUAAAGGGAACCUUAAAACCCAUUACGGCGUCCACCGGGCCAAUACUCCUCUGAAGAUGCAGCAUUCGUGCCCCAUUUGCCAGAAGAAGUUUACAAAUGCAGUUGUGCUGCAGCAGCAUAUCCGCAUGCACAUGGGGGGGCAGAUCCCCAACACACCCAUGCCAGAAAACACCUGUGACAGUGCUGAGGUGGAUCCCACUGUGGCUGAGAAGAACGGAGACCUCAGUCGCCCAGAUGAGACCGUGGAAUGCAUAGAGAUGGAAGAGGACGUAGACUCUCAGGAUGGCCCUAGGAGCUCUUCGAAACCUCCUACUCCAUAUGAUGCACAAUCAGAGUCACCAGCCACGACAACCUCUUUCUCUGGUGUUGCAGCACUGGAGAGUCAAAUGAAGAUUGUCACCUCUGCUUUGAAUUUGCAGCGGCAGAGCAGCUUGAAGUCUAGUGACAAUGGCUCAGCAGAAAGCGAUGGCAUGACAAAUGAUUCCUCCUCUGUGGCAGGAGAUCCAGAUUACCAGAACGGCAGGAGUCCUGCUGCCUCUGAGGCUGCGUCGCUGCAGGCUCUGUCCCCAGCCAACAGCCAAGCUGAGAGCGUCAGGUCAAAGUCACCUGCCUUCAACAGUCAGGAAGAUCCAGGCCCAGGAGGUAAAUCGGAGGGUGCUGAGAAUGCUCCUGCAGAGAUGGAAGGGAUUGUCGGGGCUUUGGAUUUAACUUACGGCAAUAUCGGUCGCAAGGUCAUUAAGGAAGAGCCUGGGUUACACUUUGCAAAUGGAGAGUAUGGUCGGAGUAGUAUUCCAGCUGCUUUUGUUAGAGCCCCCCCAACCCUCAUCAAAAUGGAGGUGCCCAGCGAUCGGCCCAUUAGCACUAGCCAUUUCCUCGGUCCACCAGCUCUGUCCCCUGGGGUCGCCCCUCUCCUCGUGCCACGGCCCAAGUUCUGCCGUCCUGCCAAACAGCACAUCUGCACUACGUGUGGGAAGAACUUCUCCUCUGCCAGUGCCCUGCAGAUCCAUGAACGCACCCAUACUGGUGAGAAGCCAUUUGCCUGCACCAUCUGUGGGAGGGCCUUUACCACAAAAGGAAACCUGAAGGUCCAUGUAGGAACUCACAUGUGGAAUAACUCUGCCAGGCGGGGAAGAAGGCUCUCCAUUGAUAACCCCAUGGCUCUGCUGGGGAACGAUCCCAAGAAGGUGUCGGAGAUGUUCCCAAAGGAUAUUAUGCCUCCCUCAGUGAGCAUUGACCCCACGGUGUGGAACCAGUAUGCAGCAGUGCUCAGCAACGGCAUCGCCGUGAAGACCAACGAGAUCUCGGUGAUCCAGAGCGGUGGUUUGCCCCCCCUGCCCGUCACCAUCGCGGGUGGCUCGGCCAGCAGCACUGCCACCGUCUCCAAACUAGACGGCACCCAGGCUGGGACUGCUUCCGAGGCCGAGAAGGCCAGUGGUGCUGCUGCAGACAAUGUGCCAAAACACCAGUUCCCUCACUUCAUGGAGGAGAACAAAAUCGCCGUUAGUUAAAAAAACCAAAAAACUCUAGUGAAGUUGACGUACGGGAAGAACAAAUAUAUAUAUACGCAAACAUAUAUUUUUAAGAGAUUCCACUUCGGCCUCCUAUUUUCCUAUUGACGUGCAAAUGAUUUUAUGGUUGUCUUUGUAAGAGUUGCCCAGAGUACAAUCAUGAUAUUGCUUUGCAAAUAGUAGCUAAUAAAGAAUAGGGUUUCCUCCUCUUUGGAACGAUGCGGGUCUUGCAAAGUACUGCUCACGUGGGACUUAAUGUGUACAGCCUUACACGAGUUUCUGCAACUUGAAAUUCCAAAGGUUAGAAUCUUUACCUCUUUUUGUUUAGAGUGCUACUUGGGGGUUUUGAAUCGAGUGGAAACAACCUACUGUUGCUGGAAAAGUUUCUGUUUCCUGGGGAGAAAUGAAAACUCUUGAUGCGGGUAAAUAGCCUCGAAUGUCUGCCACCCUCCCAGGGUGAGUUCUCUGUUUGGGUUUUUGGCUCUGUGUGGUUUCUGAAUGUACUUUUUAUGAGAAUGGCGAUUAAAAACUACGAACUUUUUUUUAAUUUUUUUUUUUUUUUGCCUCAGAAGUUCUAUGAGAAGCAAGUUGCUGUUUUCUUUUUUAGUCACUGCUCCUAAGGAAUUAAUUCUCUGUGUUGUUGACUGCUGCUUAUUUAAUACUACUCCUAGGACAGUCCUUCAAGUAUAGUGCCAAAACUCCUACUUCCAAAGAUGUGCAGUUUUUCCUAGAUGUUUUAUUUCAAUACCAAGAGCCCCAAACAAGCAUGGGUGGGUAUGUAUAUACUUUUUUUUUUUCCUCUCUUGAAAGGGAAGACUUGCCUUGGGAAGUCAGGUCUAAAGGCUCUGCAAGGAAUCUCAGGUGACUGUUGCAUUUGGGCAUGGGAACUGGUUUCCUUAGCAAGAGGCUUUUUGUUUGUGUUCUUUUUUGUUGGUUUUUUUUUUCAUUUGGGUAAUUUAGGAGAUCAGUCUGUGUAAACCUGUAUUUAAAUAUGAAGUAUUCAUGCUUAGGUUAAAUGUUUUGUGGGUUUUUGGAUGGCAUUCCUACUCUGGUCAUUAAGUUUCUUGGUGGUCUGUGAAGUAACAUUCUGCCAAAAUGGUAAUUAAUGAUCCGUGUGUGUUGUAUGAAGGUUGCUGGGAUAGUCAUCUGGAUUCUAAGUUAUCUACCUCAUUUUUUCCUUUUGUAGUUGUAGUGUCUAUUUUUCUAUUAAUGACCACUGUAAUGAACUGAGAUUCGAGCAGAUGCUUCCAUGCACUAUCUGAAACCAAAACCUGAUGUAUUAGUGGAAGCACCUGAAGAGUUACUGGACUGACCUUUCACUAUUCCUCUAACGCCUGCUGGAACUGGAUAUGUAGUGGGAUCUGAACCAGACUGGAAAGUGAGCAUUGGUGUGGAAGGACUGAAGGAUGGAAAGAAAUCUUAGCUGUUGACUGCAGGAAAUCUUCAAGUCCAGUCUCUGUUGUGGAAGGCCCCAAAAAUGCAGAUUACCAAAAGUUUGUGUAAUGUUGUUGCACCUGAUUCUUGCUUAUGAUCUCUGUAUGCCGAGUUGUGCCUUUCCUGCUGGACUUGUGAGUAAGAACAUACCAGUACCUGUUUACACUGUAAAAUGGAUAUUGUUACAUAGACCAUGCAAAAGGCAUCCCAAUUGUCACGUUUCUACAUUGUGAAUGUAUGACUUUUCAGAACUCUGUAGUUUUGAGUACCUACUGAUGCGUUUCUGUUGACAUUUUUGAGAAUAAAUUUUGGGAUGGCUUUUUCACA